AAAGAGGAAAAAAAAAAAAAAAAAGGCAAUUCCCAUCUCGCGAAAAGAAAGAAUAUUUUUUUGUGCUCAACAGCUUCUUUUGUCAAACUCAAAACCCUCCUCUCUCUCUCUCUCUCUCUCUCUCUCUCUGUCUCUCUACCCUUUUGUUUUAAUUUUCCGUACAACUAUUUCUCUCUCCGCAAUUUUCAAUCUUUUCCAAUUUUUUUUUUUAAAUUUUUUUUGUUUCUCGUGGAGCUCCCUUCAGUCACAUAAUUCAUUUAUAUAGUAAAUAAUUUAUAAUAUAAUUUUUUUUUGUGUAUAAUCUCUUUCGCUCUCUCUCUUGCCCAAGUUCCCUUUUGAUUUUGCAAACAAUUUCUCCUCCUGGUUUUGGUUUUGGUUGUUUAUUUAUUUAUUUUUUUGUGGUCUUUCAUUAUCUUCUAUGGUUUUUGGCGGGAACCAACGGAGUUGGAUAAGCUGAGAAUUUCGUGUUUGGUGUUGGAAAUUUUGAAUUGGAGGAGUUGCUGAUUGGUUUGAUGGCGAACCCGUCUGGUAACCAUCAAGAGCCGAGCCAUGCCGCUUCUUCCUUCAACGGAGGGAACCCCAAUAACGGGAAUUCGGCGCCGGUGGCGGGGCCGGAGAGUUCCGGUGCGGCCAUGACCAUGAAGCACAACCCUGGAAUCUCCAUGGAUUGGACCCCGGAAGAACAAGCAAUUCUUGAAGAAGGGCUCGCCAAACAUUCCUCAGAGUCAAACAUAAUCCGGUAUGCUAAGAUAGCUAUGCAGCUACAAAAUAAGACUGUCCGGGAUGUGGCAUUGCGUUGCAGAUGGAUGACUAAAAAGGAAAACAGCAAGAGAAGGAAGGAGGAACAUAAUUUGUCAAGGAAAAACAAAGAUAAGAAGGAAAGAGUCACUGAUUCUUCUACAAAGUCAUCUCACUUUGCUCCAAGGUCCAGUGUUCCUCCAUAUGCUCCACCAAUUAUCCCUAUGGACAGUGAUGAUGGCAUCUCAUACAAAGCCAUUGGUGGUGCUACGGGAGAGCUUCUGGAGCAAAAUGCUCAGGCUUUGACUCAAAUUUCCGCAAAUAUUGCUAAUUUUCAGAUACAGGACAACAUCAACCUCUUCUGCCAAGCUCGAGAUAGCAUCCUUAAGAUUAUGAAUGACUUGAAUGAUAUGCCAGAAGUAAUGAAGCAGAUGCCACCACUUCCGGUGAAACUGAAUGAAGAGUUAGCUAACACCAUCCUUCCCCGUACGAGCCAUUCAAUGCAAUCAUGAUGCAGCUUCUUCGUCUACUUUGAAGCUAUGAUUGAUUCUCAGAAACAUAAUCCAACCUCCAAUGCAACACCAUGAUCAUUAUCCUGGCUGGAACUUCUCAAAUUAGAUCCCAACCACAGAUUAGGAAGGGAAAAAAAAAAAAAAAAAAAAAAAAAAUCCUGUCCACAGAGUUGAACCAUCACCAUUCUCCAGUUCACAAAAUUAUCUUCAUGACCCCCAAUUGUUUCAUCAUACAGAUGCCAGCCUUCUUUUCCGUCUCUUAUCUUUUUUCUAUUUUUCCUCCCUUUUUCUUUUUGUUUUUGGUGGUUUACCUUUCAUGUAUGCUUUUAUCGUUGAUUUGCAUAGUAGGCAAUGGCUUAGCUGUUUUCCGUAGAAAGUAGGCAAGAAAAUUUGUUUAUAUAUAUAUAUAUAUAUAUAUAUAUUGAAUAAUAAUUAGGGAAUGAAGAGUAAUUAUUAUUAAUAAGUACUUCAAAACUCAUUUCUAUAAUUAUGUUGGUUGUAAUUGGUGCUUCUAACCUUAAUAUGUGAAUAUUGUAAUUUGCAAUUAGAUGAUUGGUUUUAGAAUUUUUGAGGUUCUGUUGGUCAAA
Ziziphus jujuba (common jujube) is the source of this 1837-nucleotide messenger RNA. RefSeq lists its product as uncharacterized. The coding region runs from base 513 to 1250 and encodes 245 amino acids. The record is from RefSeq and is a predicted model, not a curated record. The transcript has 7 exons. NCBI's taxonomy places the organism in Eukaryota, Viridiplantae, Streptophyta, Magnoliopsida, Rosales, Rhamnaceae.